AUGGAGGUUGAAAUCCCGCCAGAGCAGAAACUACAAGGAAUCAACCAAAAUCCCAGAUACAAGAUUGAGAAUCCCAGAGAGAGACAUUGUAAUACAAAUCUGAAAGUUGCCACUGUAGAAGGCUAUGUAUAUGCAUGGGGCAGUAAUAUUUAUGGACAGCUAAGUCAUUUGAAUUCUCCAACCACAAUCCCUCGCCUGGCAAAGAUAUGUGAUGACAACAGAAUUUGGAAUAUAGCAGCAGGUCCAGAUUAUUCCCUAUUCCUAGCAGAGGGAGAAGAUUUUCAGCCUUCUUUGUAUUAUAGUGGCAGAGAAGAAAAAGAAGAUGGCAUUUCAUCUGAAAAUAACUGCCUAAAGAGUCCAACAUUGCUGCUAAACUGUAGUAAGCUAGGGUAUAUUAGCCAUGUGACAACAGGUGGAAAUAAGUGUUUGGCUUUAGUGGACAAGAACAUUAUGGGAUACAUCGCGAGUCUUCAUGAGUUGGCUUCGACAGAGAGACAGUUCUACUCCAAGCUGAGCUCUAUAAAAUCUCAAGUUCUCCGACCACUCUUGGGAUUUGGUAAGAGGUGUUUUUUAUUUCACUGUCUUCAGUUUCUGACUUCUAAAAAUCACUAGAAAUAUAUAUAUUUUUGUUUCUUUACUUGGACAAGAGUACCAUUGUGUUUUUGUCUUCUGUUUUGCUCUGUAUUUGGGCUACACAUCUCAAUCGUAUAUUGUGCUAGAUGAAAGACUGUCUGCCUUUGAGCAGGAAACCAACAGUGCAAGGAGUACAUGAAUGUUACAUUAUUGUUCCAGGGUGUAACGACUGAAACUUGAAAGCUUGCUGAGCUUCCCCUUACCCCACGCAGAAGUGAAACAGGAUUAUUUUGAGUUUCCUUCUCACGUGUUUCUCUUUCCCAGCUGAUGGAAAAUUUGGAGGGUUCAUGAUAGAGUCCCAUGUACAUCAUUUUUGAAUUUAAAGUCCCAUAUGUCAGCGUUCUAUGCAGAAUUAAAUCAGAGUCCAAGGCAGAGCUAUCCUUAAAGUUCCGAUUUAAUAAGACAGA
Messenger RNA from Thamnophis sirtalis, 1040 nucleotides. NCBI's taxonomy places the organism in Eukaryota, Metazoa, Chordata, Lepidosauria, Squamata, Natricidae. The record is from RefSeq and is a predicted model, not a curated record.